Molecule: messenger RNA, 1623 nt
Organism: Dichotomopilus funicola
Lineage: Eukaryota; Fungi; Ascomycota; Sordariomycetes; Sordariales; Chaetomiaceae
Exons: 3
Coding region: 1-1623 (540 amino acids)
Biological process (GO): proteolysis
Cellular component (GO): membrane
Molecular function (GO): serine-type endopeptidase activity
Source: RefSeq, a predicted model, not a curated record
AUGGCAGCCAACGACUUUUACAACCCAAAACCGCGCCCCGAUGCGGCAGGGGCAGCGGCAGUAUCACCCGACUCGCCGUACGACAGCAGCGCGCGGCUAGCGGCCUCCUCUUCCUCCGUCUUCUCGACACCGGCGCCGCCGUACAGCUCACAAUCACAUCUUGCUCCCGGAGCCGAAAGAGCUGCUGCCGUGCCGCCGGUAUCACAUUCGCCCUUCGACACCGUCUUCGACGACCAUGUGUACCCCGCUAGCACGCGCCAGCCCACGCCGAACUCGAGCAUGCACCGAUUGAGCCACCAGGACACAGGCUACCACGGCCACUCGCCCGUUUCGCCGCAAGACGAUCUAUACGGCCGCAACUUGGGAGCCGGGGAUAAUAUACCUCUCCAGGACCACGCCCAGCACUCGCCGCUCAAGGAUACCGAGAUGCAGGACCAUGUUUACGACUCGCCCGGGGGAUCCGGGGGACGACAACGCAACGGCCGCGUGCGCUUCGGCGAGCUGGGCAUGCUUGGAUCCGGGUCAGGCCGAAAGAAGAUUCCGUUUGUGGUGUAUCUGUUGACUAUUGCGCAAGUGGGCGUGUUUAUCGGGGAAAUUGUCAGGAACGCAACCGAAACCGGCUCACCCAUCAUGACCCAGCCCUCCUUCAACCCCAUGAUCGGCCCUUCCCCCUAUGUGCUUAUCAACAUGGGUGCCCGCUUCGUGCCCUGCAUGCACAAUGUCAAGGGCGUCCAGGACGCUAACCGCACCUUGCCCUGGCCGUGCCCGAGCUCUAAAAGCCUCGACGAAAACCUCCCCGAGAACCAAUGCACCCUCUCGGAUCUCUGUGGCUUUGGCGGCGUGCCUCCACCCGCUUACACCCCCGGCACCCCGCUAGACACCCAACCCGCGCCCAACCAGUGGUUCCGCUUCAUCAUCCCCAUCUUCAUGCACGCCGGCCUCAUCCACAUCGGCUUCAACAUGCUCCUCCAGAUGACCCUCGGCCGCGACAUGGAGAAAUCCAUCGGCUCCAUCCGCUUCUUCCUCGUCUACAUCUCCGCCGGCAUCUUCGGCAACGUCAUGGGCGGCAACUUCGCCGGCACCGCCAUCGCCUCCACCGGCGCCUCAGGCUCCCUCUUCGGCAUCAUCGCCCUGACCUUACUCGACCUGCUCUACUCCUGGAAAGACCGCGUCAGCCCCGUCAAGGACCUGCUCUUCAUCCUCCUCGACAUCGUCAUCUCCUUUGUCCUCGGCCUGCUCCCCGGUCUCGACAACUUCGCCCACAUUGGCGGCUUCCUCAUGGGCCUCGGGCUCGGCGUGUGUGUUUUGCACUCGCCCAACUCGUUGCGUCGCAGGAUAGGCGAUAACGAGGCGCCGUAUGCGAGUGAGCGGGUUAGUGGUGGGUAUGCGGCGCAAGGGUCGCCGCCGUCGUUCUUGAAGAACCCCGUCGGGUUUUUCAAGGGCCGCAAGCCGUUGUGGUGGGCGUGGUGGCUGGUUCGGGCCGGCGCGUUGGUGCUGGUGACGGUUGUGUUUAUUUUGCUGUUGAAUAACUUUUACAUUGACCGCAAGACUUGCGAUUGGUGUCGGUAUCUGAGCUGCUUGCCCGUCAGUAACUGGUGCGAGAUUGGAAACCUAACGUUAUAA